AUGGUGGAAAUCGGUGCUCCUCAGCAGGCUGCAGAAGAAAGUUUGGAAAAUGCCGACUGGUAUUGGGGCGACAUUACUCGAGAUGAUGCUAAUGAAAAAUUAAAAGACACCUGUGAUGGCACAUUCCUUGUCCGCAACGCUUCAAACAAAGAUGGAGGCUACACACUUACAGUUAGAAAAGGAGGCACUAAUAAAUUGAUAAAAAUUUAUAACCAAGAUGGCCGCUAUGGAUUCUGUGAACCAUAUGAAUUUCACUCGGUUGUUGACCUGGUUAGGUUCUACCGGGAGUAUUCAUUGGCACACUGCAAUAGUAGCCUAGAUAUUAAACUUAUGUACCCUCUAUCAAGACACCAAGAUAAUGAUGGAGGAGAAAACAUAAAUGAUGAUACUCUGGAGCUGAACUACAAAGAUAUUCAUAAAAAAUUUGUUCUCAGAACAAGAGAUUAUAAUGAGCGAUCAGAAAAAUACUUGCGCCUACGAGAGGAGGUAAAAUUCAAAAGACAAACAUUAGAUGCAUUCAAAGAAACUGUUAAAGUAUGUGAAGAGCACCUGAAGUUACAAGAAAAAAUGCAGGCUGAAGCACAACCUCAUGAAAAGAAUGAUUUAAUUGAAAACAAUAGACAGCUUAUUUCAAGAGUAAAUAGCUUAAAGCAAGCUAGAUCUCAGCACCACAGCAUCCUAAGGGAAACUGUUGAUGCUAAUCUGGUACUUGAGAGAGAGAUCACAAAAUUAAAGUCGGAAGUCAUUAAUCUCUAUAAAAUAAAAGAUAGAUAUAAAGUGUGGCUACAGAAAAGAGGUAAAACAGAAGAAUAUUUACAAGCCCUUGAAGAUGACAACAUUCAUAAACUUGAAGAGUUAUAUGCGCACAGAGAAAGUGUUACUUGGAUGGUCGAAAACUGUACACGAGAUAUGGCGACCCGCCUUCUUGAAGGAAAACCCCAAGGAACCUUUUUAAUACGGCCUAACUCUACUGGUCAAUUAGCUUUAUCUAUAAGUUGUAAUGGUAUGGUGUACCAUUGUAUUAUAUUCAAGACUGAGCGUGGAUAUGGGUUUGCUGAACCCUACAAUAUCUACAAAACAUUAAAUGAGCUUGUACUGCAUUACGCAGUUAAUUCUCUAGAAGAACACAAUGACCAAUUGCGAACUGCCCUUAAGUACCCUAUUAAUGCACAUUUAGUGAAGAAACCAGACAAAAAAGUUCAUGAUACACAAGAUUCACACCAUUAUCAUGAUAGCCACCAAGAUAGUCACCUGCGUUCUCACCACCACCGACACUGGGAUCAGAAGCAGGUAAUUAUGUCACGUUACGGUGAUUGUAAAAUUUACGUGGGUGAUCUAGGCAACAAUGCUAGCAAACCUGAACUAGAAGAUGCUUUUUCGUACUACGGUCCAUUGAGAAAUGUUUGGGUGGCCAGGAAUCCGCCAGGAUUUGCAUUCGUCGAGUUUGAAGAUCCCCGAGAUGCUGAGGAUGCAAUUCGCGGUUUGGAUGGGCGUACUAUAUGCGGUCGCAGAGCUCGUGUAGAGUUGUCCAAUGGUGGAAGAGGCUACAGCGGUCGUGGUCCCCCUCCUCGGUCUAGGCUGCCUCCUCGUCCAUAUGAUGACAGGUGCUAUGAUUGCGGAGAUCGUGGGCACUAUGCUAGAGAUUGCAGCCGGCGCCGUAGACGCAGUCGAUCAAGGUCUCGACGUCGCAGCCGCUCCCGUUCUCCAAGGUCUGGGUCCAGGUCUCGUAGCCGGUCUCGCUCCCGUUCCCGCGACCGAUCUCGCUCCAAGGGAAGAUCAGUUUCCAGAUCAAGGUCCAGGUCACCUUCUAAAGAUUCGAAAAAAUCUAAUUAA
This is a messenger RNA of Leptosia nina, 1833 nucleotides long. Lineage: Eukaryota; Metazoa; Arthropoda; Insecta; Lepidoptera; Pieridae. The record is from the annotation of a GenBank genome assembly.